GAGAGGAGAUCCUUACAGAAAGCACAAUCUGCAAAACGGUCAACCCAGAGAAGCAAUCUUUGCUCUACUGAGGGGACCUUGCAAACUAUGUCUGAACAAAGCAGAGAGCUGGGAGAAACCGAUUGCUGGGGAGAGACAGUAACCGCCACCCAGUCGGAUGCCUGCCUCGUGCGACCCAUCGGAGAGGAUGAGGUAACCCUGGAGAAUCCUGAAAAGCCCCGCUGGUCAAUUGGCAUCGGGAAGAAAGAUGGCUGGGAUGAGAGAACCAGAGGAGUCACCCUCAACCGUGGCAACCGAAAACCGGGGUGGAAACUGGAACUAGAAGCCCUUACUGACCAGGGGGGGCUGACCGAAGCACCCCUGAGGGAGGACUAUCUGAAGAGGCAUGUAACCCGAUUGGUGAUGGAGACUUUGGAAAAUCUUAACAUCCGAAGGGAGCCAGGACAACAACCAAAGAGCACUGAAAGGGCAGCAGUCAUGGAUGAUGCCAGGGGAGGCACCCCCCUCCUGGAGGCCGCCUAUCGAGCAGAUGGUGCAGCAGCUACGGGAGAAGACCCAGCAAACCCUCCCCCCCAGGCAGCACGCACACCGGUGCCCAUUCCCAAUCAACCCCGGGCUCCUCAGCUGGAAAGAGAAAUUCCCCCUCUUGGGGUGAAGUUUGAUGGGAAUCCGCAACAAUUAGGAUUCUUUGUGGCACAUGUGCUCACCUACAUGCAAGAGUAUGGGCGUGAUUUCCAAACCCAAGGAUCCCGAGUGCGAGUUGUGACCCUAGCCCUAGAGGGUGCCGCAGCCAGAUGGAUGGUGACCCUACAUAAUGCCAACGCACCAGAACUGUGGAAUUUCGACCAUUUCAUGACGGCCCUGCGACGUCGGUUCGAGGACCCACUGGCAGAUCGCAAAGCACGUGACCGCAUUAAGGUGGUGAGGCAGGGGCGACGGCCAGUAGCAGAGUACACUGAAGAAUUCUGGGACCUCGCGUGUCGUGUGCACUGGCCGGAAGAUAUUUUGGUGAGCUGUUUCAAGGACGGACUGAGUGAUGAUCUAUACAAUGCCUGCGUGGCCCGAGGGGCACCGAAUGACCUACAUGAAUGGUAUGUCACCGCCGAAGAAGCUGAGAUCGAUAUGGCCAGAAACCAGUAUCGAGCGGGGCGAGCAUGGAAGAAAUCCUCACCCCAAUGGAAGCAAGAGCCCCACAAACCACAAACCGCAUUCUCCCCGAGAUCUUCAGCCUGUUUCAAGUGUGGAAAAGAAGGGCACCGAGCUGCAGAGUGUCGUUCGCAAAUACCCGCCCGGAACCACCCACCGGGGGAGGGUCCUGGAAAACCGGGUCGGCGUGGGAAGGAGACUGCCCUGAGGAGCAGGGAGGCCAUAGAAGUCCCAUCCCCUCCCCUCUUUGGGGAAGAAACCCUGGCAUCUGAACAGGAGGAAUCACACUCGUUCGGAAGCGAUCCAGAUGAUGAGCCACUGGAGGACGGAGGAUGGCAGCGGAUGCAGGAAAGAGGCGCCGCUCAGGAGGAGGAGGAGAGCGGGCCCCGCAGAGCAGCCCUGACCGGUCCUGGAACGGCUUCCCCGGGAGACAGCGGAGAAAGGCCGGGGGGCUCCGGGGCUGCAGGAGGGAUGAGCCCAGGAGGAGCCCAGGAAAGGCGGCUGCCUGGAGGGCGAUGCGAGGAGGAGGAAAUGGGCGGAGACCCCGAGAUGGGUCUGGAGGGCGGAGGCUCCUUCGGAAGACCCCCAAAGCCCCGAAGGAUCCGGGAGGAAGCAAAGGAACAUCCAUGCCCAGAAUGUGGAAAAUCCUUCAAAAGAAAUCAUCAUCUCCAAAGGCAUCUUAGCAUCCACUCAGGAAAAAAACCUCAUAAAUGCCUGGAGUGUGGAAAGAGCUUCCGUCAAAGGGAAAAUCUCCAUUCACAUCAAAGACUCCAUUUAGAAAACCAGUACCAAUGCUGGCAAUGUGAAAAAUCCUUCAAAACAAUUCAAAUCCUUGAAAAACAUGUAAGAAUCCAUUCGUUAGAGAAACCAUUUAAAUGCCUGGAGUGUGGAAAGAGCUUCCAUCAUUGGAGUAACUUCGAUAUACAUGAAAGAAUCCAUUCAGAAGAAAAAAAGUAUGAAUGCCCAAAAUGUAAAAAAUCCUUCAAAAGAAACGACCAUCUUCAAAGGCAUCUAAUAAUCCACUCGGUAGAAAAAACCUCACAAAUGCCUGGAGUGUGGAAAGAGCUUCAGUCAGAGGGGACAUCUUUAUAGACAUCAAAGAGUCCAUUUACAAGAAGAGUAUGAAUGUGGGGAAUGUGAAAAAUCCUUCAAAACAAUUCAAAUCCUUGAAAAACAUCUAAGAAUCCACAAGCCAAAUAUAUGCCUGGAGUUUGGAAAGAGCUUCAGUCAAAGGGGAAGUCUUGAUAGCCAUCAAAGAAUCCACACAGGAGAAAAACCCUACAAAUGCCUGGAGUGUGGAAAGAGCUUUACUGAGGGUGGACACCUCCGUCGACAUCAAAGAGUCCACACAGGAGAAAAACCACAUAAAUGCCUUGAAUGUGGAAAGUGUUUCAGUAGGAGAGGAACUCUGUAUGGACAUAAAAUGAUUCACACAGGAGAAAAACCGCAUAAAUGUCUGCAGUGUGGAAAGAGCUUUAGUCAGAAAGGAACCCUUGACGGACAUCAAAGAAUCCACUCAGGAGAAAAACCCUACAAAUGCCUGGAGUGUGGAAAGAGCUUUAUUGAGCGUAGUAGCCUCCGUUGACACCAAAGUGUCCACACAGGAGAAAAACCACAUAAAUGCCUCAAAUGUGGAAAGUGUUUCAGUCGGAGAGGACACCUUAAAAGACAUCAAAAAAUCCACUCAUGGGAGAAGCCAUAUAAAUGUCUGGAGUGUGGAAAAAGCUUCGGUCAGAGAGGAAAACUUUCACUCCAUCAAAAAAUCCAUUCCGGAGAAAAACCACAUUAAUGCCUGGAGUGUGGAAAGAGCUAUAUUCAGUGUAGGGGCCUCCAUCGAUUCAUGCGGGAGAAAAAUUAUAAACAUGAGUGUGAAAAACCUUCAGUCCCAGAGUGUAUCUCAGGAAUUGAAUUGAAUUGCGCAUUAAAUCUGGCCAAGUGUGAAUAGGCACACUAGGAAUUUGUCUUAAGCUCUCAGUGUACAUACAAAGCAACAGAAUAAUGAUAUUCAUGAUAAUUAUAAUAAUUCCAAUAUGAGGGCGGAGUAAAGAAGAUAUUAAGAAGGGUAAAUAAUAACUGCCAAAUAAGGGACUUUCCCAGGCUGAAUAAUAAAGGGCUUUUUCAAUUGUACAUAUGAGAGGUUUCAACUGGCUGAAAUUGUCCCUUUUCACAACAGACUUUCCUGACUCAUGAUGCCAUUUCCCAUCUGGACGUUCUUUUAAUGCAAGGCUCAUUAUUAUAAUAUGGGAUGUUAAUUUCUAUGUCUCUGAUGUAACUGUAACUGAGCAAGGUGAUUUCUUCCAGGGUGGAUUUCAUUUAAAUCAGGUUGAUUUAAAUCACGAUUUAAUUUAUUAUGUAAAUCACUAGCAAAAAGGCCCAUGGUUACUGUGAAAUUGUGUGAAUGUAUCAGUGCAGUGCAUGUUAUCUCAGCUUGCAGAGCUUGGAUUCAUUGAAUGAGUUUCCCAGAAAUUUAAAUAUUGCAGAAAAUACCCCUUCAUGCUUCAUAACUAAGCUCCAUUUCAUGCUGAAUAAACUAAAUUGUUAAUACAUCUUAAAUAUAGAACCAUCUUUAGAUAGAUUUUUACAUCAAAAGCAUUUUAUUGAAAUGAAUUUGCUAAAAAUAAAAAACCCGAUUUCAAUAAAAAAAAUCUAUUUUUUUUUUAAAUUAAAUUGAUUUCUAUCCACUGAUUUCUUCUAAGCAAUCAACUGUUGUUUUGUACUUUUUCUACUGUUUGGAGUAUAAAAUGAAACCUGAUUCUGUGUCCUGGAUUCCUUCUUUUCAUUGAGGGAAAUCUCUUUGCUACAAUACUCUUAAUAAAUUGCCUUUGAAUGCUCAUCCCACUCAGAUCCUAAUUGGAGCAAGUGUGCUGUGGCUGAAUCUAGGGCUCAUUUGGCCUUCAUUGUUGGGGGUGCAAAGGAGCUUCUCCCUGCCAUUGUUUGAUAUAAUCUAUGUGGAUUUCCCAAAUGUGGGGACCUAUUAAGACCAUCUCCAAGCAUCUGAAGCUCUCAGUUGGAUUCCCUGAAUGGUCCCCUUGUCUUCCAGCAGAAACCCCUACAAGAGACUCUCUAAGGCCAAGGAAGCUUUGUGAGAUAUGAGCCAUAUUCUUAAAAAGCCUCCACUCUUUUAGCCUUAAACACCUGGCUCUUCCCCAGGUGCUGGGAGAUGAGACAAGGAGAAGGUGGCAUGGAUUGGCCCCAGGUUUUUCUUUAUUUUUAAAACGGUUUUUGGGAGCUGCACUGAGUUGACUGAAAGAUGGGCAGUUAUAAGAAUUUUUCAAAUGAAUCAGACCCAUUGGGGACCUCUUUGAUCUCCCACUAGGUGCAGAGACUAGGUUUUCCCCAGUUGUCAGGAUAGCGAGAGUCCCCCAUUACUAGGCUUUCCCCUUCUCUCCCUCAGGCUGGUCCCCCAGAAGCCUCUCCUGUCAUCUCCUCUCCCCUUCUCUCCCUCAGGCUGGCCCCAAAGAUCCCCUCCUUCCGAUCCCCUUUACUCCCUCAGGCCUCCCCAUAGAUCUCCUCCUAUCCCCUUCUCUCCCUCAGGCUGGCCCCAUAGAUCUGCUCCUAUCCCUUUUCUCCCUCAGGCUUCCCCAUAGAAGCCUCUCCGCUUCUCUCCCUCAGGCUUUCUAGCUGCUUCUCUCCAUGAGGCUUUCCCCACAGAAGCCUCUCCUAUGCUAUCCCAUUCCCUCCAGAGUUAUUUUCAAGUUGGGAGGGGGAGUUGAACGUCUAACUAAUUAGCAUCAGAGCGUGUUAUAAUAAUAUAGGAAAUACUAAUGCUCUGAUGGUCGUUUCAAAAAAUCCUUUCUUAGUGAGCACCUAGAAGCCAAGAGGAACAUAGGUGGCAAAUUUCAAGCUUGUAGGCUUUACGGUUCUGGAGAUUUCGUGAUUAAUGCGUGAGUGGUUUUCGCUUAUAUGUAGAUUAGUAUCCUGCACUGGAUACUUUGGCUCCUCUGGACUAAUGCAACCCAUGAAUUUGUCUCUUGUGGGAUGUUAUCUAGAAUCAAGGUUUUCUGUUGUUCAAACUUCAUAAGCAAUCAGUGUAUUUAACAUUUCAUCAUUUGUUUACUGACACUGAAUCAGAGGUGGGUUGCAGCAGGUUCUGACCAGUUCUGGAGAACCCGUAGCGGAAUUUUUGAGUAGUUUGGAGAACCGGUAAAUACCACCUCUGACUGGCCCCGCCCCCAUCUAUUCUCUGCCUCCCGAGUCCAAGCUGAUAAGGGAAUAAAUGGGGAUUUUGUAGUAUCCUUCCCCUGCCAUGCCUAUCAAGCCACACCCCACUGUGCCAUGCCAUGCCCACCAAGCCACACCCACAGAACCGGUAGUAAAAAAAUUUGAAACCCACCACUGCACUGAAUAUACGUAUCAUUUCUUUCUGUACCCUCUUUAAAAACAUUAAUAAAUGUUUGUCUCAAGUGCAUCAGCCCUCAGUGUAUCUAGAAAGCAACAGAAUAAUGAUAUUCGUGAUAAUAAUUAUAAUUCCAAUAAGAGGAAUUAUUUAUCUUUACUUCAAUUGGGUAAAGAAGACAAUAAGGGUAAAUAAUAACUGCCAAAUAAGGGACUUUCUCAGGCUGAA
Pantherophis guttatus is the source of this 5710-nucleotide messenger RNA. The record is from RefSeq and is a predicted model, not a curated record. NCBI's taxonomy places the organism in Eukaryota, Metazoa, Chordata, Lepidosauria, Squamata, Colubridae.